AUGCGCAGAGAGCCAGGAGUGUCACGUGAGGCGCCCAAGAUGGCGGCGCUAAGGGCGGUGUCCCUGCGCCUCCCCGACGCCCCCGUGGUGGCCGUGGACCUCAGCGGCUCCUCCCUCACCUAUGAAGGCUUUGAUAACCUGGUGCUGCUGAGGCAGCUGCAGCACCUGGACCUGAGCAGGUGCCCCCACCUGGAUGACUGGGCACUGGGACGGCUGCACGUCUUUGGGGACACCCUGCGGGACCUGUCGGUGGCCCAUUGUCCCCAAGUCACUGAGAGGGGCCUGGCUACCCUCCACCACCUCCGGGAGCUGCGGCGCUUGGACGUGGCUGGGAUCCAGGUGCCGAGCCCGGGGCUGGUCCAGAUCCUGCUGGAGGAAAUGCUGCCAAAGUGCCACAUCCUGGGCUUGGACCCCGAGGACAGUGUGGAGAUGGGGACAGUGCCACCACUGGAGUCCCCUGCUUGA
Chaetura pelagica (chimney swift) is the source of this 465-nucleotide messenger RNA. It is a transcript of the gene DMAC2, whose product is annotated as ATP5S-like. Lineage: Eukaryota; Metazoa; Chordata; Aves; Apodiformes; Apodidae. The transcript is spliced from 4 exons. The coding region runs from base 1 to 465 and encodes 154 amino acids. The record is from RefSeq and is a predicted model, not a curated record.